Molecule: messenger RNA, 1885 nt
Organism: Verruconis gallopava
Lineage: Eukaryota; Fungi; Ascomycota; Dothideomycetes; Venturiales; Sympoventuriaceae
Exons: 2
Coding region: 173-1885 (570 amino acids)
Biological process (GO): proton transmembrane transport
Cellular component (GO): membrane
Molecular function (GO): antiporter activity
Source: RefSeq, a predicted model, not a curated record
AUUAGUCUAAUAGAACUCACCAAAUUUGAAGACACUGCCCGUCAUACAGUUAUGCCAAAGCCGUGUUGAAGACGCGUGCCUUCAACACAUAUCAAGUACUAGUUCGGCUCACACGUGUUCCUUAUAUCACAAUCCUAUCGCUCGCGUCAACAGGAUAGAAGACCGUGCAAAUAUGGCACCAGAAGCUGCUAGUUCUUUGCCGUACCGUGAGCCAGAUAUUGUAUCGAUCCUGACGUUGACUUCAUUCUUGCUCCUUUCGAAUCUUGUUAACUAUGUUCUCGAUCGCGUUUUAUACUGUGGACUAUUAGGGCAGAUUCUAAUUGGGGUUGCGUGGGGAACGCCAGGUGCGAGAUGGCUUGAUGAGGGACUUGAAACGGCUAUUGUGCAGCUGGGUUAUCUGGGUUUGAUCUUGCUGGUGCAUGAAGGAGGAUUGUCCACAUCAUUCCGAUCAUUGAAGGACAAUUUCGUACUUUCCGUGCUUGUCGCCAUGACUGGUAUUUGCGCUCCAAUCGGUAUCUCUUUUUCGCUAAGCGGUGUCAUGAAUGCCAUGCCCAUGCAAUCAUUUGCUGCUGGAGCUGCGCUUUGUAGCACGAGUCUCGGGACUACGUUCACCAUACUCGGGACAACAGGACUGGUAAAGACACGCCUGGGAGUUGUUCUUACCUGCGCCGCUAUGCUCGACGAUGUAGUUGGCUUGGCGAUGGUACAAGUUAUAGGCAAUCUAGGCGAAUCUAACUCGAACUUGAGCAUCUUAACCGUCGUUCGGCCAGUCUUGGUGUCGAUUGCCUUCGUUGUCAUUUGUCCACUGCUCUGCUGGAUGAUCAUAAAACCAGUGACGCUUAGGGUUAACGCUUUGCGGGAACGGAACCGUGAAGGUAUCAUCAAUUGUCUGCUGGCUUGUGAAGCUGCUGCGAUUUUUAUUCAUUUUGCUUUUUUGAUUACCUUGGUAACUGGUGCAACGUACGCAGGCACAUCGAAUCUGUUUGCUGCAUACCUUGCAGGUGCUAUAAUCAACUGGUGGCACAACGAGCUUCCACACGUCGCUAUAACUACCGAAGAUAUCGAAAAGAAAGACGGUAGCCAUACUUCUCUUAUGAUUAGACAACGAAUGCCUUGCGAUGGCUUAUCCAUCUAUAAGAAGUACUGCGCAACAACAAACGAGCGAAUCCUCAAGCCUUUCUUCUUCGCUUCUAUUGGCUUUUCGAUUCCGAUUACACUCAUGUUUGACAGUCCCACGGUUUGGCGAGGCAUCAUCUAUGCCGUUCUCAUGGUGGUUGCUAAGCUGACCUGUGGUGCUUGGCUUAUUCGCUUUUCGAUCAAUCUACCUAGUUUUCCGGUACUGCAUCAAGUUAAGACUUUACAUGUAUCACAUCUCUGGGGCAAGGACGACGCUGCACCCAUCUCAAAGACUGAUGCAAACAGGGAAACCGCAAGUCGGCAAGGCCAUGAAAAUGCUUCAAAGGACUCAAAUGGGCAGCAUACCAGUCAUGCAACUGAUACAGACGUAAUUACUCCAAUAUCAGAGGCGUCUCAGUCAAAUCCACCAGUUCUGGACCACCAGAAGAGCGCAUCCCAAUUAGAUAACGCAUCUCGAGAUACAGCUCCUGCAGUAAGGCCCUAUUCGUUGUACCCAGCAACCAUCCUUGGUUUCGCAAUGGUUGCAAGAGGCGAAGUCGGCUUUCUGAUAUCAUCACUAGCUGAUAGCAACGGUAUUUUCUCCAUGUCUGGAGACGAUCAGGUCUUUCUCGUUGUGACAUGGGCAAUUGUUGUGUGUACAAUUAUAGGGCCGAUUGCUGUUGGCCUCCUGGUACAAAGGGUAAAAACAUUGGAGAAAAGAAGAUGUUUUGGCGCAAAGGACGUGCUUGGUGUUUGGGGUGUGGAGUAA